AUGUCCCUCGGGGGGACCACAGGCGACAACACCCGCCUGCUUCGGAAGGCUCCAGAGGAGGAGGAGGAGGAGGAGGAGGAGGAGGAGGAGGAGGAGGAGGAGGAGGAGGAGGAGGAGGAGGAGGAGGAGGAGGCGAUGCAGGCGGAGGGCGUGCGGGAGGUGGCCGUGGCAACUGGCCUGGAGGUGCUGUACCAGGAGACCCCCAACUACCGCGGAGCGGCGGCCGAGGCUGACCGCAUGAUCGAGCCAAGGGAGACGGCUAGGCAUGCCUGGCGAGUGCCAGACCUGGGCUACGGUUUCUUCUUCAGUGUGUACGUACGUGGGUACGUUCGUAUAGAUAUUUGUGUCACGUACGCAUAG
This is a messenger RNA of Closterium sp. Naga37s-1, 360 nucleotides long. Lineage: Eukaryota; Viridiplantae; Streptophyta; Zygnematophyceae; Desmidiales; Closteriaceae. The record is from the annotation of a GenBank genome assembly.